GGAAGGAGAAUCGGAGCUUCCCGUGCAUCGUUGUGCUGCCGGAGGUGGCAGCGGUUUGAUUGCAAGGCAGAUCUGGUCACUUGAGCCACCUGUCUGUCAAAGAUCGGUAAGAAGCGAACGACGAGUUGGUCCAUGCUGCUGUUUGUGCAGAUCUCUGUCGAUUUGUCCUCCUCUCUGUAUGGCCGGUGUGUGUCCAGGUGGCUGUCUGCACGCACGGCGAGUCGGCUGUGGGUGAGAUCGCAUCUGCGUUCCUCUCGAGAUUCUGUGCGUGCGCCGUGGUGUGCGGCCUGCGAGGGGGCAUCAUCGCCUCACACACACAUUGUGCAACAGCGUUGCUGGCGUGGCAUCACUGGCGAACGGCAACACGAGCGGCAACAUGACGACAUUCCAUCCAGGUCUGUCGCCGAUCGAUGUGGGACGGAUGAAUGGACGGCUGCAGUGCAGUGGCUGGUCUGGGUUGUGUGUGUCACGUGUUUGCAGUGUCUGACCGGGUGUGCUUCCCCGAGGAAGAAGAGAAGACACUGCAGGUCAGUGGAGUGGAGUCGACCUGCGGGCAGCUCAUCUGCUCUGAGAUUACAUGCGCCUGAGUGAAUGAUUGAGGGGGUGUGUCUGUUGUGUGGAUGGGGAUGGGAUGGCCGUGUGGGUUGCAGUAUUGGCAGCAGAUUGACGCCUUCAAGACCAGCUACCAACAGAGUGUCGAUGAGGGCCGGCCCGUCUACCGCUUCUACGACGGACCACCAUUCGCCACCGGCCUCCCACACUACGGACACAUUCUCGCUGGAACCAUCAAAGUACCAUUCAUCAACCACAACGCACAGACAGUCCAUCCACCAUUGUGUGUGUGUUUGCGGUGGUCAUUCAUUGUGUCUGUGUAGGAUGUGGUGACCCGUUAUGCGCACCAGAGUGGGUAUUGUGUGGAGCGUCGGUUCGGGUGGGACUGCCACGGGCUGCCCGUAGAGCACGAGAUCGACAAGAAACUCAAUGUCAAGUCCAAGGAAGACGUUCUCGCGGUGAGAGAGAGAGUGACCUGACACGCGCUUCACACACACACACACACACGUGUCGACACGUCAGUCAAUAUAGGCUCAUCGGCCUGGCCCUGGGUCUGGCCGUGUGUCAGAUGGGUAUUGGUGUGUACAAUGAGGAGUGCCGGUCGAUCGUCAUGCGCUACUCAAAGGAGUGGCAGCAAGUCAUCGGUCAGCCAGCCACUGCAUGGUCGUGUUGUGUUGUGUGAUUCACCCGCUUAAUGAAUCGCUGAUUGAUUGGUCGUCGACACAGAGCGUAUGGGUCGGUGGAUUGACUUUGAGAACGACUACAAGACACUCGACAUCUCAUUCAUGGAGUCUGUCUGGUGGGCCAUUUAAAUGCAACUGCACACACACAGACAGACAGACAGUAUCCUGUGUCUUUGUGUGCUUGUGUGUGUGUAGGUGGGCGUUCAAGCAGCUGUUCGAGAAGAAACUCGUCUACAGAGCAUUCAAAGUGCGCGAGUGACGCGACGACGGACGACGGAUGCCGAUGGUGUGUGUGGUCCACACAAACAAACAGGUGAUGCCGUAUUCGACUGUGCUGUGCACGCCGCUCGCCAACUUUGAGGUCAACCAGAACUACAAAGACAUCUCAGACCCCUCAAUCAUCGUCGCAUUCCCGUAACACACCACACACACUGGACGAGUGGAAUGGUGUGUGUGGUGCGGGUAUUUCAAUCGUUCGUCGGUGUGCGGUGUGCAGGUAUGUGGAUGAGAGCGCUUGUGACUUUCUGGCGUGGACGACCACCCCGUGGACGCUGCCGUCCAACCUGGCCCUGUGCGUCAACCCGCACUCGACCUACCUGAGGGUCAAAAACAAAAAGACCGACAGGUACGUACGGCUCACACACACACACAGACACACACACACAGACAGACAGACAGACAGACAGAGAGGCGCGUGUCUGUGUGUGUGGGUAUGGCGACAUGUGUGUGGCUGCAGGGAGUGGGUGUUGAUGGAGGCGCGUCUGCCGUGGGUGUGCAAGGAGCUCAAACUCGACAUGGACACCGACAUCAACAUCGAAGACAAAUUCCCCGGCAAAGUCCUCGAAGGUCGGUCAAGGCAGGGAGACGCGGAUGGACGAUGGACGAUGACGAUCUCCAUGUCUGUGUGUCGACAGGCAUUCGUUACAAGCCGAUGUUUGAGUACUUCAACAAGGGCGUGUGGAAGGAGAAAGGAUUCAGGGUCAUCACAGGCGACUUCGUCGAAGAGACCGGCGGUCAGACACGCACACACACACGCACACACACACGGAGAGAGAGAGAGAGGGAGAGCGCAUCAUGUGUGUGUGGUUUAUGUGUGUCAGGCACUGGUGUGGUCCACUGUGCCCCUGCCUUUGGCGAGGACGAUUACAAGGCAUGCGUCGCAUUCAAGUGAGCGGACGGACGGACACACCAAUCCAAUCCAAUCAGCCGUCACAUUGAUUGCAUCACAAUGAAUGCCGGGCCGUUGCUGUGUGCCUCUUUCCGUCCGUCCAUCCAUCCAUUCCCAUGGCAGCAUCAUCGACAAGGAGUCAGGCGCCCUGCCUUGCCCCGUCGAUGCCAACGGCAGGUUCACUGACGAGGUACCACACACACACACACACACUCACACACACAUAGGCAGACGCGGACACCCUCCCUUCAUUCACUGCAUGGGUGUGUGUGGAUGGGAUGCAGGUGCCCGACUACCAGGGGCAGAACGUGAAGGACGCCGACAAGGACAUUCGGGUCAGCGCACAUCACAUGAAUGAAUGGAUCAAGUGCACGGAUGCGAGUGAAACGCCCUUCUCUUUCUCUCUCUCGCGCGCGUGUGUGUGUGUGUGUGUGUGUCCCACCACCCAGCGUGACAUGAAGGCGACGGGUCGUCUGUUGCUCAACGCCAAUGAAGUCCACUCAUACCCCCACUGCUGGCGAUCCGACACACCGCUCAUAUACAGAGUACACACACACCACACCACACCACACCACACCGAUUCCCCCACCCUUUGCGCGUCGCCCAUCUGUGCCAUCUGUGCCAUUGAUUCAUCGUCAGGCGGUUCCGUGUUGGUUCAUCAGUGUGGAGAAGGUCAAGCACGACAUCCUGAAGAACAUGGAGCGGACCUACUGGGUGCCGUCAUUCGUCAAGGAGAAGCGCUUCUACAACUGGGUCAAGGACUCCAACGACUGGUGCGUCAGCCGCAACAGGUUCUGGGGCACACCCAUUCCCCUCUGGCACUCGGACGACUGGAAAGAGAUCGUCUGCAUCGGUCAGCCAGUGGAGCCAACAGUAUGGAAAGGGAGAAUCCUCUGUGCUGUGUGCGCAGGCAGUGUGGCUGAGCUGGAGGAGAAGACAGGCAAGAAGAUCACAGACAUCCACAGGCAUUUCAUCGACGACCUGAAGAUCCCCUCGAGCCGCCCCGGCAUGCCAGACCUCAAGAGAAUCGAAGAGGUCAGCCUGCCUGCCCCUGAGCCCAUUCAACCAUAUGAAUCAGCCCGUCUUGUCUCCGCAUAUGCCACAACAAACAGGUGUUUGACUGCUGGUUCGAGAGCGGCUCGAUGCCUUACGGCCAGGUGCACUACCCUUUUGAGAACGCCGACAAGGUGCGGGGGUGUGAAGAGGGAACAAACACGACCCAAAGGGACACACAAAGGAGAACUGUGUGUGUCAGUUCCGCGAGGGCUUCCCGGCCGAUUUUAUCGCUGAGGGGCUCGACCAGGUCAGAAGGGAUGAGACAGUGGAUGCAGGGCAAGCCCUGCAUGUACCCGUGUUUGCCUUCAUGUCUGGUGCAGACCCGCGGCUGGUUCUACACGCUGAUGGUGCUGUCCUCGGCCCUCUUCGACGAGCCCGCCUUCAAAAACCUCAUCUGCAACGGUCAGCACACACCCGACCCGUUUUCUCCCACACACCACUCAGAGAAGGGUCCGCGUGUUAUUUCUGUUCAGGGUUGGUGCUGGCUGCUGACGGCAAGAAGAUGAGCAAGCGUCUGAAGAACUACCCCGACCCCAUGAGUGUGGUCAACAACCACGGCGCCGACGCCAUCCGGCUGUACCUCAUCAACUCCCCCGUCGUCAGGGCGGAGCCGCUGCGCUUCAAGGAGGAGGGCGUGAGGGACGUCGUCAAGGACAUCUUCCUGCCCUGGUUCAACGCAUACAGGUACCAGACACGUGUGUCUGCAAGGAGAGGAGUGGAACAGCUUGGUCGUUCGCUUUGUGUGGAUAGGUUUCUGCUGCAGGAGGUCGGCAGAUACGAGAACAAUGGUAAGCACGGCAAAGUGUGUGUGCAUCGGCCGACCUGCCUUGAUGAGUGCGGGUGGCCAUCCAUCACCCAUGUCAUGUAGGUGGGAAGUUCCAGGCCGACCCUGCGUUGGUCGAGGCGUCAGACAACGUCAUGGAUCGGUGGAUCUACGCAGCCACACAACACCUGAUCCAGGUCAGCCAGCACAGCACAGCACAUGGGCAGACACAAGACAAGACACACACAGGCGGACGGAUUGACGGAUACGUGUUGUGUUGUGUUGUGUGACUGAUGGAUGCGUGCGUCAGUACGUGGACCAGGAGAUGAAGGCCUACAGGCUCUACACCGUGGCACCCAAGCUCGUCGACUUCCUGGAACAGCUCACCAACUGGUCAGUCAGGGCAGACACACAGCGCACACGCAUCGGCAUACUCGUCCGUGCCUGACAAUUCUCUCACAGGUACGUCCGCCUGAACCGUGACCGAAUGCGAGGUAGGUGAGCAUUUAGAACGAACGGCCAUCAUUUGAUCUGUGCUUGUGUGUGUAUGUGUGAAGGUCUGUCGGGUGCUGACGAGACCAUCACAUCACUGUGCACGCUGUACGAGGUUCUCAUGAUCAUCACACGACUCAUGGUACCUACACACCACACACACAUACACACACACACACGAUGACCUGCCGUUUGUGUGACAUAUAUCCGUCCGUCCGUCAGGCCCCUUUCACGCCAUUCUUGACCGAGUAUCUCUAUCAGAAUCUCGCCAGAGCACUGCCCGAAGGUCAGUGAGUGCGCCAUUCCAUGCGCCAUAUUCUUGAUGCAUUGUGGGUGGCAUGCUUGCAACGCUUGUGUGUGUGUGUGUGUGCGUGCAGGCCACCCGGACAGGUGUGCGAGUGUGCAUUGGGUGAGUCUGCCAAAGGCCAACGAGAAGAGAAUCGACGCGCACAUCGAAACCAGAGUUGCGCGCAUGCAAACCGGUCAGUCUGUCGGUGCUGGAGAAAGGAAGGAGGCAGACCUGCCCUGCCCUGCCCCACAGCCAUUUGUUGGGCCCCUUCUGGUAUACCCUUUGUUUGUGUCGGUGUGUCUGUCGGUGCAGUGAUCGAGCUCGGCCGUCAGGUCCGCGAGAAAAGGAAGGUGUCCCUCAAGACGCCCGUCAAGGAGGUCCGCGUGAUCCACGCCGACCCCUCUUACAUCGCCGACAUUGACUACCUGCAGUCCUACAUCAAGGUCAGUCAGUCAGGCCACCCAAAACAUUAAUGGGAAGGGCACAUGAGUGACACACGGCAUGGCGUGGCAUGGCCCUCCCUCCCUCUGCGUGUGUGAACCGUCCAGGACGAGCUCAACACAAUGGAGCUGACACUGUCCACCGAUGCCUCCGCCAUUCACCUGUCCGCACAGGCAAACAGCCAAAUACUCGGACCAAAAUUCGGAAAGGAGUUCGGGCCAAGUGAGUGCAUCUGACAGAGAGGCUGGCAUGGGAUGAUCGCAACAUGGGUCCGUUCUGCCUGCUGGUCAGUUCGAAAGGCCGUGUGUGAGCUGACCCACGAGCAGCUGCAGGCAUUCGAAGAGACGGGUGGGUGGGUCGGCACUCUCAAAGCACACGACGAGAGGACACUCAGGUGUGUGGGCGUGUGGCGUGUUUGUUAUAGGCGAGAUCGCUGUGUGCGGCCACACCUUGAAGCGAGACGAGCUCUUCUUGAAGCGGAGUGCCAAGGACAUUGUGACCAACCCAAACCUGGAGGCAGAUGGAGACAAGUAAACACACAAGAACUAGCCGCGUGUGUGGAUCAAUGUGACUGUGUGUGUGUGCCCCGCCCCUGUCUAAUUAAUUAGUUCUGUGUUGGUCGUUGUCGACUUCACCUCGGACGACAGCCUGCAGACCAUGGCACUCGCUAGAGAGGUCACGCACACGCACACGUGACGUACACACACGUGUGUGCACAUACAAAUGCAUCUCUGUCUGUCUGUCUGUCUGUCUGUCUGCUGCCUCCCAUCCCUUUUUCAGGUUGCGAAUCGGGUGCAGAAGAUGCGCAAGAAGGCGGGGCUGAGCCAGGAUGACCCCGUGGACAUGUGGGCCACACCGGCAGACCUCACUAAGGCACCCAACAUCCAAAAGGUAUCAACACAUACACCCAGCCAGGAAGGAGUAUUCACCGUCCGUGCGGCUCGGCAGGUGCUGACCAAAGAGCGCGAGUAUCUGCAUCGGUGCCUCAGGCGGCAAAUGUAGGCAUGCACUCGACUCACACUGGCAGGCAGGCCACACGACCCACAUUGAGGGUGCGUUGCGGUGCGGCUGUGUCAUCCAUCAUGCAGCUUCGACGGAGAGCAGCGGCAGGGCCACGAGGUCAUCAUCUACCAAGAGGAUGUGACGGUCAACGGUGAGGAUCUGAGGGUCGAGUUCACCCUCAGUGGCAUCAGGUUCAACGAACAAGAGCUCCGCCGCCUGGCGCAGUCCAUCAAGGUGGAGAGCUCCGAUGGCCCAGCCAAGGCCAACGGGGUGGCGGCCACUGCUGUCAAUGGUGUCGAUGGCGAUGGGACGGACGGGCUGGUGACGGCGAUGAAAGGGUGUCUGCUGUCCUAUGAGGUCGAGGAGCUCAAACAGCUCGCUUCCUCAAACAACGGUGUGCAGGCGGCAGAUGGGAAGCUGGCAUGGGGGUGUUUUGUCAUGUGUUCGCGCGUUUGUCAGGUUCCGUGACGUUCAACAUUGAGGGCGCUGGCCAAUGUGUGCUCAUCAGAGACAAGUAAGGGGACCUAGUAGAACCACAAAGGCAGGCCCAGGGCGACCAGCCUGCACCAGUGCAUUUGUCUGCAGGCACUGGAGCGCCUAGGACAGGUUCGACAGUGCGUGUGUGGUCGGUUGGUCGGUCACAUUGGUUUGUUAGUUUGCCAAUUUGUGUGUGUGUGUGUUGGCGUGAGUGGGUGUCGCCGUGGACGCUGAGUGCCUUUGAUCAAUCAAUCAGGAGGCACAGACACACACAGGCAGGCAGACUUCUUUGUUGUGCUGAUGGCAUGAGAGCAAUCAGCAUGCAGAGAUCAUGAUCCCCCACCUCAUCCUGGCCAUGACUUGCAAUUGGGCGCCAGCCACGAGCCUUGAAAGAAAGAGCUGCG
Molecule: messenger RNA, 7327 nt
Organism: Vitrella brassicaformis
Lineage: Eukaryota; Vitrellaceae
Source: the annotation of a GenBank genome assembly